AUGAACUGCAGCGAGAGUCAGCGUCUGCGGACCCUGCUGAGCCGCCUGCUGCUGGAGCUGCAUCACCGGGGCAACGCCAGUGGCUUGGGCGCCGGCCCCGGCCCGAGCAUGGGCAUGGGGGUCGUGCCCGACCCCUUCGUGGGCCGCGAGGUGACCAGCGCCAAGGGCGACGAUGCCUAUCUCUACAUCCUGCUCAUCAUGGUCUUCUACGCCUGCCUGGCCGGCGGCCUCAUCUUGGCCUACACCCGCUCCCGCAAGCUCGUCGAGGCCAAGGACGAGCAGUCCCAGGCCUGCGCUCAGCACGAGUGGCUCCCGGGAGAGGCCCCCGCCACCGCCGACGCCGAGACAGUGGCCGGCUCGCCCGCCGAGGGCCGCCGCCAGCUCGCCCCCUGCGGGCUGCCCGCUCCGGCCCUGGCCCGGGGCACCGAGGGGGUCUAG
Molecule: messenger RNA, 438 nt
Organism: Budorcas taxicolor (takin)
Lineage: Eukaryota; Metazoa; Chordata; Mammalia; Artiodactyla; Bovidae
Gene: KCNE5
Product: potassium voltage-gated channel subfamily E regulatory subunit 5
Exons: 1
Coding region: 1-438 (145 amino acids)
Biological process (GO): membrane repolarization during action potential; potassium ion export across plasma membrane; negative regulation of delayed rectifier potassium channel activity
Cellular component (GO): membrane
Molecular function (GO): transmembrane transporter binding; delayed rectifier potassium channel activity; voltage-gated potassium channel activity involved in ventricular cardiac muscle cell action potential repolarization
Source: RefSeq, a predicted model, not a curated record